UGAUAUAAUACACAGGUGAGAGACAGGUAAAAGGUAAUUAGUUGCUGUUACUAAGCAAAACUGAAAAGACGUAAUCAUGGCACCAGUUUUGGGAUAUUGGGAUCUUCGAGGACUCGCUUCGACUAUUCGCAACUUGUUGCAUUACAAAGAAGCUGAAUUCGAAGAUAAGUUGUAUACGAUCGGAGCGGCACCCGAGUACGACGGCUCGGGUUGGUUGAACGAUCGACCAAUAUUAGGUCUUGAUUUCCCCAACCUACCAUAUUACUCUGAUGGGGAUAUCAAAUUGACUCAGAGUACGACGAUUUUACGUCAUUUGGGAAGGAAAUACGGUUUGGUCGGUGACAACGAAGCUGAAACACUGCGCAUCGAAUUGGCUGAACAGCAAGCAAUCGAUUUACGCUAUGGAUUGAUACGUAUGGUGUAUUUCAAUCCGAAUUACGAAACAGACCGAGAGGCUUAUCUGAAACGAUUACCCGAUUUGAUCGCAGAAAUUGAAAAAUUUCUGGGUACAAAUCAAUGGGUUGCUGGCGAUAAAUUGACUUACGUCGACUAUCUUUUAUACGACGCUCUCGACUUUAAUCGGUUAUUCAGCCCAGACGCUUUUCAAGAUGCAGCUGUUGUUAACAACUAUCUUACUCGUUUUGAGAAUAUUCCUCAAAUGAAGGCUUACAUGACAAGCGGUAAAUAUAAGAAAUUUCCCAUCUUCGGUCCUAUGGCUGCAUGGGGUGGACAAAGCGAGUGAUUGCACUCGACAAAAUUUUGCAAAGAAUAUUGGUCAUCAUCACAAAUAGAAUAGUAUUUUGCAUAACAAGGGGCGAAAGUAAAAAAAUUCAAACGUGUGAAGUUUGCAGCCCG
This is a messenger RNA of Bradysia coprophila, 855 nucleotides long. Its product is annotated as glutathione S-transferase Mu 1-like. Gene Ontology annotation, molecular function: glutathione transferase activity. The record is from RefSeq and is a predicted model, not a curated record. Lineage: Eukaryota; Metazoa; Arthropoda; Insecta; Diptera; Sciaridae. Gene Ontology annotation, biological process: glutathione metabolic process.